This is a messenger RNA of Podospora pseudocomata, 1736 nucleotides long. RefSeq lists its product as uncharacterized. The coding region runs from base 621 to 1559 and encodes 312 amino acids. Gene Ontology annotation, molecular function: FMN binding; riboflavin reductase (NADPH) activity. Lineage: Eukaryota; Fungi; Ascomycota; Sordariomycetes; Sordariales; Podosporaceae. The record is from RefSeq and is a predicted model, not a curated record. The transcript has 2 exons.
GCUGGGUGAACUUGUAGGGGCGGCGGUGGCGGGGGAUGAAGGUUGCGUGGCGGAGUUGGGUUUGAGGUAUUGGGGAGGGGAGGUGGUUGUUGUUGAUGUUGAGGGAUGGUCGCCUGAGGGUUUGGAGGGCUGAUGGUGGGAGUUUGCUGGCCAUUGUGACUGCGGGAGGGCUCCGGGGAGCGAGGGGUUUUGCGGUUUGAUUCGGGUUCGAGGCCGUCGGGGCAAGUGGGAAUAAAAGCUGGGGGUACCUCUCGCUGUCCCUAUCGCCAAUGUCGUCGUCGUCUCCAAAUCUUCAAUUACUCGUCCUUCCCGCUUGCCGCGCCGAUUGGUUCCCCCGGUUCGAAAUUUUGAUAACUCGCGGCGGGCGGCACAGCUCCAACCCGCGGCAGCCCGCAAUUGAAAGCCCACUCAGCAAGGGUCCGGGGUUGUUAUCGGAGCUUAUCGGAGCUUAUCGAUAACUUUAUUUGCAGGGGUGGGAGCCGUUCGAUGACGGACCCGAGGCCGUGGAAGUGGAAGAAGCCGAUUUGCGACUGAGACGAACAACAGAUUUUGACACUGGCCAUAAGUUCGUCUGAUUUGCUUUGAAGGAAGUCGGAAAGACAGUAUAUGGUGUCAAAAAUAUGAACUCCCUCCCACGAAUUACGGUGGGCUUGAAAGCUGCCGCAGAGAGAUGCAGCAACUCGGCCGCCGUCAUCACAGCACCAACAUUGAGCAUGAGAAGCGCAAAGCCAAUACCUAUGCGCCGGCUGCAUAUCCAGAGUCAACAACAUAUCAACAAGGGGCAUGUACCAUCAUGUACAAUUCUACCACACCCACGAAGAGCACCAAUAUCACAACCCCUCACUCAUCAACCACCUCAUAAUCGAACCCUCAGCACAACCCCCCAUCCCCUCCGACAAUUCACCACCUCCCCCCCAACCCCCCCCUCAAUCCACCCUCACUCCUCCUCCUCCACCUCCCUCCCCCUGCCAGAACAGUUCCGCUCCCUAAUGCGCCUAAUAACCCACUCCGUCGUCGUCUGCACCUCCUCCUCCUCCGGUCCAAUCCCCCGAGCAAUGACAAUGUCCUCCUUCACCUCCCUCUCCCUCCUCCCCACCCCCAUCAUCUCCUUCAACAUCGCCACCCCCUCCCGCACCUUUGACGCCCUCUCCUCCUCCCGCCUAUUCAACAUCCACAUCCUCACCGACGACCCCUCCGGCGCGAGAAUAGCCGACUGGCUUGCCAGAGGAAACGCAGCCGGGCUGGAGGUGUUUGAGCAGCUCCAAUCCGAAUGUGGUUGCUCCUACGAAACAGAGACAGAAGGGGAGGCGCCAAUACUAAAAGGGCCGGGCGUGUUAUAUGCCUUACGCUGUGAGCUGUUACAGGAGCCAAUGGGGGGGUUGGUGAAGGUGAGGGGUCAUUAUAUUGUUUUGGGGGAGGUGAAGGAGAUUGUGGAGGUGAAUGGGGGUGGGAAGGAGGACAAGUUUGGGUUGAUGUAUGCGGAUAGAAAGUAUAGGGAGUUAGGGGGGUGUAUUAUUCCUGGGGAGGGGGUGGAAGAAGGGAAGGAUGGUGAGGAAUAGUGAGAGAACAUGUGCUUCGAAAGCAUGAGUAGGGACAUAGAGCGAAGUUCUUGUACAAUCUUGGGACCUAAAAGGUUUAGAAAAGGGUUACAGGACAUGGACGACGACUACGAGUCAGGGAAUCGUAUGUGUAGAUAUCAUUCAGGGCGGUUGGGCGGUCAUCUCCUCGCAUCCACA